Alexandromys fortis (reed vole) is the source of this 4736-nucleotide messenger RNA. It is a transcript of the gene Cstf2, whose product is annotated as cleavage stimulation factor subunit 2. Gene Ontology annotation, molecular function: mRNA binding. The transcript has 16 exons. Gene Ontology annotation, cellular component: mRNA cleavage and polyadenylation specificity factor complex. Bases 123 to 2024 code for a protein of 633 amino acids. The record is from RefSeq and is a predicted model, not a curated record. Gene Ontology annotation, biological process: mRNA 3'-end processing. NCBI's taxonomy places the organism in Eukaryota, Metazoa, Chordata, Mammalia, Rodentia, Cricetidae.
AUCCGCGGCGGCUCCGUCCAGGUGCUUCCGGCUCCCACCGGACGGAGGCGCGCUCGGCCCCGUGCUCGUUCUCCCACGGAAGUGUGUUUAGGCGCACCGGAAGCCACCUCAGGGGGUGAGCCAUGGCGGGUUUGCCUGUUAGAGACCCUGCGGUGGAUCGUUCUCUGCGUUCUGUAUUCGUGGGAAACAUUCCUUAUGAAGCUACUGAAGAACAGCUGAAGGACAUCUUCUCUGAGGUUGGACCUGUUGUUAGUUUCAGAUUGGUAUAUGAUAGGGAGACAGGAAAACCAAAGGGUUAUGGCUUCUGUGAAUACCAAGACCAAGAGACGGCGCUUAGUGCCAUGCGGAACCUGAACGGUCGCGAAUUCAGUGGGCGAGCACUUCGAGUGGAUAAUGCUGCCAGUGAAAAGAACAAAGAGGAACUCAAAAGCCUUGGCACUGGUGCACCAGUCAUCGAGUCACCUUACGGAGAGACCAUCAACCCCGAGGAUGCCCCUGAAUCUAUUAGCAAAGCAGUUGCUAGUCUUCCACCAGAACAGAUGUUUGAGCUGAUGAAACAGAUGAAGCUCUGUGUCCAGAAUAGUCCCCAGGAAGCACGAAACAUGUUGCUUCAGAAUCCUCAGCUGGCGUAUGCUUUGCUACAAGCACAGGUAGUGAUGAGAAUUGUGGAUCCUGAGAUUGCCCUGAAAAUUCUGCAUCGCCAGACAAAUAUCCCAACGCUGAUUUCAGGCAACCCUCAGCCAGUCCAUGUUGCUGGGCCUGGCUCAGGACCCAAUGUUUCAAUGAACCAGCAGAAUCCUCAGGCCCCUCAGGCUCAAUCUUUGGGCGGAAUGCAUGUCAAUGGUGCAACUCUGAUGCAAGCUUCUAUGCCAGGUGGAGUACCUGCCCCAGUGCAAAUGGCUGCUGCUGUAGCAGGACCUGGCCCUGGUUCUUUAGCCCCUGCAGGAGUCAUGCAAGCCCAAGUGGGAAUGCAAGGAGGUGGACCAGUGCCCAUGGAAAGAGGACAAGGAACCCUACAGCACUCGCCCGUGGGACCCGCCGGGCCUGCAUCAAUUGAGCGAGUUCAAGGGCAGAGAACAUGGAUGAUAUGGGCAUCUGUCCAGAGAUCUCCUCCCUCCCUACUGGCGUCAGGAGGCUUGGCUGGAAUAGUAGUCUGUAGGGAGACAGCAGUGCCAAUGCAAGACCCCAGAGCAGCUAUGCAGCGGGGAGCCUUGCCUGCCAAUGUCCCAACUCCUCGUGGUCUGUUAGGAGAUGCCCCCAAUGACCCACGGGGCGGCACUUUAAUGUCUGUAACUGGAGAGGUAGAGCCUAGAGCUUACUUGGGACCCCCACCACCACCUCAUCAGGGCCCACCCAUGCACCAUGUUCCUGGCCAUGAAGGCCGUGGACCACCGCCACAUGACAUGAGGGGAGGUCCAUUAGCUGAGCCCAGACCUUUAAUGGCAGAGCCAAGAGGACCCAUGAUAGAUCAGAGGGGUCCACCCAUGGAUGCUAGAGGUGGAAGAGAUCCCCGAGGAUUAGAUGCACGAGGGUUGGAGGCCAGAGCCAUGGAGGCCAGAGGACUGGAUGCCAGAGGACUGGAGGCCCGUGCCAUGGAGGCCCGUGCCAUGGAAGCCCGUGCCAUGGAAGCCCGUGCCAUGGAGGCCCGUGCCAUGGAAGCCCGUGCCAUGGAGGCCAGAGGCAUGGAUACCAGAGGCCCGGUACCUGGACCUAGAGGACCUAUACCUAGUGGAAUCCAAGGUCCCAAUCCAAUGAACAUGGGGGCUGUCGUUCCCCAGGGAUCAAGACAGGUCCCAGUCAUGCAGGGAGCAGGCAUUCAAGCAGCAAGCAUGCAAGGUGGAAACCAACCUGGUGGCUUUAGUCCUGGACAGAGCCAAGUCACACCCCAGGAUCAUGAGAAGGCUGCUUUGAUUAUGCAGGUCCUUCAACUCACUGCAGACCAGAUUGCCAUGCUGCCUCCUGAGCAGAGGCAGAGUAUCCUAAUCUUAAAGGAACAGAUACAGAAAUCCACUGGGGCACCUUAAAAGGUUCUGAAAAAUACCUGGCAACAAAUCUGGAAAUAGUAAUUCCUUAACAUUGCUGAAAUGUUGAAAACAUGGUGACUUCUGCAUAAAAUUGGUGCCAGGUGGAGGACUCGCAUGACCAUUUCUCCAAACGAAAGCAGUUCAUUUUGUUGUCUUAGUUUGUAUAUUUUCUGUGAUGUUAAAUAAACUCUGAACACAAUCUUAGCAUACUGAAAAUUGAUAUAUAUAUAUAUAUAUAUAUAUAUAGAGAGAGAGAGAGAGACCCUUUUGCUUUGAAGAAGCUAAAUGCAAAAGCUUAGAUAUAUUUUCUACUCUUGCUGCAGCAUUUGUCCUUUCAUCUUAUAUUGCCAUAGCUCUAUUCUUAUGUUAGCAUAAACAUUUAUUCUUCUUAGUGAUACUUGAGUAUUUCUUGGAAGCAGUGUCUUCAGGAACUUUGUUGUGUUUGCUUUUAGCGAGGUAAUAAGACUUUGCCCUUUGCAGGGUGGUGGUGGUGCACACCUUUAAUCCCAGCACUCGGGAGACAGAGGCAGGCGGAUCUCUGUGAGACCAGCCUGGUCUACAAGAGCUAGUUCCAGGACAGGCUCCAAAGCUACAGAGAAGCCCUGUCUCGAAAAAAGAAAGAAAAAAAAAAGACUUUGCCCUUUGAAAACUUUCUAGGGUCUCUUGAGUUUUCUGGGAGAAAAGAAGCAAGUGUUUAAAGCUGUAAAAUAGUCAGAAGGCCAUCAAGCAAAGAGCAUACCACAGUAAUGUGUUUGGUUUAAGAAAAUUCAAUUAUCCAAAUGUUUUUGGUCAGUAGCAGGUCUGAACAUACGCCGUUCUGAGUUAAGAUAAAGAUUGUUUUGGCACUGGUUUGAGUGUGUGUCAACAACCCGGAGAGACUGUUGUAGAGCUCUUCUGUCUAGGUAGCCAACUUUACAGUUUACAAAGCCACUGGUUUUCCACAUGUUCAAAUUUAAUAGGAAAAUCAAGUGAGAAAAUAUAUUUUAUCCCAGUUUUUAGAAAAUUGCAAAGCUUUCAGCCCUAUCCACUAACUAAACUCAUUCCAAGAACUUAAAACAGAAAACCGUAAAACUUUUACAUUUUCAAGUCUUUUAAGAGGACCAAGUAUAGAACACGGGAAGGCCCUGUUAUGGUUGCCUGUUUUUUCCUAAGUACUACCUACUUGGAAGGUUAUUAGUGCCAUUAGCCUGUGCUAACCAACAGACCACCAUGUCUUCUGUUCUCCCAUAGUGCCAUUAAGGAGGAGCACGGUUUCUUUCCACCAGGUUAACCUCAAGACAUUUGAAGAGUUGCCUUAAUAAUUAGUAAAGUUUACUAGAACUAAUCGUGAGCUUAUUUAUAUUCUCAGAACCCUACUCUCUGUGUUAGGAUUAUGGCCAGGUGAAUUAAAAUCAUUACUAGGCACAUAAAGCACAUUGCUUACAUGCCAAAUAAAAGAACGCAAAGAUAUUAAAAUUGAGGGAUUUUCUCCAUAUAUUUACAAUGAAAAUUUGUUGUAUAUGUCAUCAAGAAAAGUGCAAAACAGCAAGCACUCCCUGCCUAUUCCACUUAUACCACAGGUUCAACUUUGAUAUUAAUUAUGCAUGUAGCUCCUUGUUUUCACAUCACCUUCUGUGUCUCCUACAUAAAUAAUAAGUCAAUAAUGUGAUGAUUUUAGCAGCUGUUAUGACUUAAAAGCACCAAUAUAUUUAGACAUAUAUAGAGACCAUGAGAAAAGUAUUUCUAGUUAGGAACUUGGGUUUUACACAAGCAAUUUCCAAUCAAGAUUACUGAGGCUGAAGUUAUUUGGUAAGCAGUUGUCUAGUAGAAACCAUAUCCUGAAAAUCCUAGUGUGCAUUUUCCCAAGGCCUCAUUAAACUUAAUAUGGUUAGCAAACAUUUAGGUGAAUAAAUUGACAUGAGCAGUGGCAUCCCAAUUCAUCCCUAUGGAUGUGUGUUUUCUGCUAUAAUUAGUACACUUAGCUACCCCAAGUUUGUGACCUGUCUCUUAUGUUGAGAUUAGUGACUAAAAAUGAUCCUGCUAAUCUUUCAAGCUAUAGCUUCCUAAGUAGUAGGAAAUGUAAAUUUGUUCACUCUUGGUAGAAAAUAAGUGGUCUAGAUUCAGUGUGCUAAAUCUGUGAAUUCAACAGUCUGAGUACAAUGAAGUGUGGGGUUUUUCGCCCUCUGAGGAGGCUGGGGCUUCUGUUUCUUGUAAUUCACCAUAACUAACAUCCCAAAGCCAGUGUGGUUAUUGUCCUGGUUGAUAGGAAAAAUAGACAUUUAGUGAAUGAUUCCUCAGUAAAUAAGACCUGGAAAAUAGUCAAAAUUAUAAAAAUCUUUAUUUUUUUAUACGAGACAUUCAAAAACUCCUGUAACAAAAGUAGUAGAGAGCUGCUGUUGAAUUAAGUUAUUCCAUGAUGGAGGCCAGACCUUCCCAUUUAAUUCAAACAAUACAAAAUGGCAGUAUAGGUUUCUAAUUCUAAUUCAAAUUUGAUUGGUUAAUAUACUUCAGAUGGAAAUUCUAGGGAAAGUAAGCAAAAUUGUUCAAUAAGCAAAGAUGAAACUUUCAGUUUUUCUUGACAAAACAAAGUGUAAACUGUUGGUCACACUGGAUAAGAUUGUGUUUAACAAUGUACCUAGUAAGUAUGAUAUGGGAGUGGGAAUCUUGGUAAUUUUAUGUUGUUUAUUUAUGAUUAUUGUUUUGUCUUGGAUUCAAUAAAUAUUUUAAAAGUCA